AUGUUUAUUGUAGAGGAUGUACAAUGUAAUUAUCAUGUUACACAAAAAGAUCGAGCGUGGAAUGAAUAUAUUAAGAAAGGGAUUAACCUCAUUGAAUAUGGUCACUUUAAAUCACCAUACAGUGGAGGCAAGAAACAUUGGUCUGCUUAUCCCAUUCUUUGUGCUAACAAAAAUGAUAAUACUAUUCGGAAUUGUAAUCUGAACAACGAUGAUAAUCAUUCAAAUAAUGAUGAUAAUAAUCAUGACGAUGCUAAUGAUAAUAAUAUCAAUCAUAUUAAUGAUGGCGAUAAUAGUAAUUAUAAUAAUAAUACCAGUACUGAAACAAAUGCAAUUAAUAACACCACUAGUGAAUCACAUGAACUUGAUAAUACUAACAAUACAACUGAACAAGUUUUCAAUAUAUAA
Messenger RNA from Rotaria sp. Silwood2, 405 nucleotides. The record is from the annotation of a GenBank genome assembly. NCBI's taxonomy places the organism in Eukaryota, Metazoa, Rotifera, Eurotatoria, Philodinida, Philodinidae.